UUAAGCCCACGUUAUCUUGUGUUACAUUUAAAGCCAUCGAUAGGGAGAAAGUAUUGUAUUGUUAGAUAUAGCUAACUUAGACAAUUGUUAUAUCCUGAUGAUUUGUGUCAUCUUGUUUCCAGACUCGUAUACAAAAUACCUAAAUAGGGCUGCUAACAGUCAUGUUUAUAUUUAUUAAUACUUAUGUGUUAUCAGAGCGUAUGACGGCAUCUCCAGGUGGCAUUUUAAGUCUGUCCAAAACCAAAACAUUUUCAUUUUACAAUUAUGUAGAGUAGAGAAAAGCAGAAAAAAAAAUCAUCACAGUAAAAGAGCAGACAUGGCCUCGGCUCCAGCACAGCAGCCUACCCUCACUGUUGAGCAGACCAGAGUGGUACUGAGUGAGGUGAUCCAGGCCUUCUCAGCACCAGAAAACACUGCAAGAAUGGAGGAGGCCCGAGAAAGUGCCUGCAACGACAUGGGCAAGAUGUUGCAGCUUGUGCUCCCUGUGGCCACCCAGAUUCAGCAAGAGGUUAUCAAAGCUUAUGGCUUCAACAAUGAGGGAGAGGGUGUCCUAAAAUUUGCCAGAUUGGUGAAGAUGUAUGAAACCCAGGACCCUGAAAUUGCAGCCAUGUCAGUUAAACUGAAGUCACUCCUCCUGCCACCACUGUCAACACCACCUAUAGGAGGGGCCAUUCCCGCUUCAUAGGACUUCUUUAC
Messenger RNA from Anoplopoma fimbria (sablefish), 696 nucleotides. It is a transcript of the gene grcc10, whose product is annotated as gene rich cluster, C10 gene. The coding region runs from base 317 to 685 and encodes 122 amino acids. The transcript is spliced from 4 exons. NCBI's taxonomy places the organism in Eukaryota, Metazoa, Chordata, Actinopteri, Perciformes, Anoplopomatidae. Gene Ontology annotation, biological process: post-embryonic development. The record is from RefSeq and is a predicted model, not a curated record.